CACCGCACCGCACGUGGACUGAGUCCCCAGGUGAGGCGAACCUAGUGAUAGAUCGAUGUGCAUGAGGAGAAUUUCGCUCAGCUGCUGAGUUCUGGACUGAACAUCUGGAGGCUCUGCUUUCGGCAUCAUCAUGGGCAACAGCGUGUCCAGUGUGCCGGCUCUGCACAGAGGAGGACACCACAACAAAUUCCAAAGACUUCCAAACUCGUACAAAGAUUCCUUAGGUGGAUCGUUCCCUGUUGCCUCCCAGCGAUGUCACCACAAGCCCAGGCGCUGCCUGCCCAUCCAGCAGUGCGGUGGCUUUCCCAUCAGCCCCCUGCUCUUCCACCCCAAUGCCAAGGGCUCGCAGAUCGUCAUGGACCUGGCCCAGAAGGCUGUCAAGAGGCAGGCCAGCUUCUGCAAUGCGAUCACGUUCAGCAACCGGCCCGUAGCCCUGUACGAGCAGGUCAGGCUGAAGAUCACAAAGAAGCAGUGUUGUUGGAGUGGGGCCCUGCGACUUGGUUUCACCGCUAAGGACCCAUCCCGGAUCAACCCAGACAGCCUGCCCAAGUACGCCUGCCCUGAUCUGGUGUCCCAGAGUGGCUUCUGGGCCAAGGCGCUGCCCGAAGAGUUCGCCAACGAGGGAAACGUCAUCGCCUUCUGGGUGGACAAGAAGGGCCGGGUCUUCUACCGCAUCAACGAUUCCAGCCCUAUGCUGUUUUUCAGCGGCGUUCGGACCGUGGAGCCCCUCUGGGCCCUGAUUGAUGUUUAUGGUCUUACCAGAGGGGUGCAGCUGCUCGACAGCGAGAUCGUACCCCCAGACUGUCUGCGGCCACGCUCCUUCACCACGGUGCGCCGGUCGUCCCUGCGGCGCGAGGCGGACGAGUCGCGCCUUUCCGUCAGCCUCUGUGACCUGAACCUCCAGGAGGAGCGCCUGCACCUGGCCUCCUCGGCCUGCCCCAUUCCGCAGAACUCGCUUAACUCGCAGCAGUCGAACCUGCUGCCGCCCCACCUGGACGGUGACCUGCACUUCCACCAGGUGCACGGGGCGCACGUGCGGGCACUGGACGAGCAGACGGUUGCGCACUCGGAGCACGGCCGCGAGGAGAGGACCCUGGUGUUCACCAGCCGCCCCCUUCGCGCCGGUGAGACUGUCUUUGUCAAGGUCACCAAGUCAAGCCCGUCGCGCUCGGGCUCGCUCUCCUACGGCGUGACUUCCUGCGACCCCGGCAUCCUGAGGCCCAGCGACCUGCCCUACAACCCCGAGUCCCUGGUGGACCGCAAGGAAUUCUGGGCUGUGUGUAGGGUGCCCACUCCGCUGCAGAGCAGCGACAUCCUAGGCUUCCUCAUCACCAAGGAUGGGGAAGUCAUUCUGAGCCACAACGGCACCAGCGCAGGGAUGCAGGUCUGCGUGGACAACUCAAGACCCCUGUGGAUGUUCUUCGGGUUGCACGGCGCCGUCACGCAGCUCAGAAUCCUGGGCUCCACCUACCAGGCAGACACACGGGGGCCUUCGGCCCCCAGCUCUCCCUCGUCCAUCCCCAACACGCCGACGGGACUGUGCGGGGGCGGUUCAGACACCACCCUCAACAGCAGCUGCCCCGGAGCGUUCUGCGGUUCCGCUGGAGGGACGACUCCAAGCUCACCCAUCAGCCUCCCCAAAUCGCCCACCUUCCCAUCGGGCUCUGGAUCCUGGAGUGACGAGUGCUCCAUCUGCUAUGAGAACAUGGUGGACACUGUGAUCUACGCUUGUGGGCACAUGUGUCUGUGCUACACCUGUGGCCUCAAACUGAAGAAAAUGGCCAAUGCCUGCUGCCCCAUAUGCAGGAGGACCAUCAAGGACAUUAUAAAGACUUACCGCAGUACGUAAGGAGUGGCCAGGGAUGCGGGGCCUCGUGAAAUCGUAGGCGCAGAGGAGGAAAAAAUAUCAGGGAAUUUUUUCUGUGGUGCACCAUGGUACGAUCCACGUUGGGGCAGUUCCUUGUUCAUGAACGUGUGAGGUUCGUUAGUAUGCCGAGGUCCAUUUCAUUUCACACAGAUUCUGCAAGGCACCGUGUUUCAGCUUAGGAGAACUUGGCGGUAAACAGCAGUUAUCUUUUUCACAAAAAGCUUUGCCACCGCCAGCGAUUCAGGAAGUCUUGGACAAUCAAGUCCAACAGUGGAGAAGGUUCCCUUUUUGUCACUUUGGAGUCUCUCUCUAAAAUGGAAAGUAUGAGCUCUUCUCUAAAUGUUCUGUGUCUGAGUGAGUGUGGCAGAGGAGAGGAGCGCGGGUUUAGUCUAAGUUUAGGUAGACGUUCCAGCUGAAUCUAGAUACACGUCCUAAAGUCAGCUUUAGAGAUGUGCAUGUGGAAAUGAUCCUGCUGCACAACUUCUGUCUGUGCUACACAAAACGAAACGGAAAUCUCUGAGGACCUUAUACUCCAAACAGAAAUGGUGACAGUCGCCAGCAGUGAUUCUGUUGGAUUUGCUGCGCUCAAGAAAAAUAAGGAAGUGAUCUCUCCCUCUGCAGGUGCGCUAUGUUUUCACGAACCUGUACGAGUCGCCGGAAGAGAACGGCAUCUGGAAACGACAUUCUAGCCAUUUGACGUCGCCGCACUUCGUCAGCAGUGAGCGCUCGCUCUGCGUAACAAGUGACGACGGCAGAACUUUCCAUCCUUUCGCUCUUUGGACACCUUGCCACGCUGUUAACCCAUACUGGCAAACAGCUGUAGUGUCAGUGCUGUGGUGAUCGCACGUCCAGUGGGUCACUUCUGCUCUAAUGUGUCAGUGUGUUGUGCCCUGUGUGCCCUGUCUCAUGGGGUCGUGGGGUCUCAUCCAGUUACACACAGAAACGCGCGUGCGGCUGCACAGAAUAUAAUGGAAAAUUGCGAUCCCAGUACGGCACUUUGCAGUGGUUGAGAUGGAUCUCCUGCUUCUGAGCUCUUCAGUGUUUUGCUAUAACGACCGAGUCCUGAACCACAGUGACCAAGAUCAGAGCUGCACACUUGCUGGGACGAGCCAGUGCACUAUGAGAUACGGCCAUGAAGCGGAUGAGCGCAGACCUAACAGUAUCCGACCCAAACCAGUGUCAAAUCUGGGAUCCCAGUGAACAGCGCGAAUGUAGUUGUGCGCAUGCUGUUUACCAGGAGACAGAAGCCAUGCCAGUCCGCCUCAAGCCUUAACAAAUGGGAAGAGGCCAUUUUUGUCAAUGGAGGGUGUUUUUUUAUCGGUUGUAUUCAUGCCCAUUCCCCAAAUACCAAAAAUGCCGUAGUCUAGUGUAACUGCGACCUGCUGUAAGGAAGAGAAGAGGGUUACAGUGAAGAAAGGCCGAAAGGUACAAGUUAGUCAAGAAGAUAAUAAUCACAUGACAGCAUGUUAAUAAAUAAGCCUUUCUUUUCAGGAGUGUUAUUUCACUGCUCAGUUCUGUACAGGAUCUGCGCUCUCAGCCCACUCGUUCUGGGUACUCUGUGUUCACCUUAAGUACUGUGACUGUAAAGGUAGUGGGAAUAAAAACACGGCCGCUUUCGCAAGCAGGGGCAUCCGCAGGAGUCAUCCUGCAUAUCACUGCUGCUCCUACUCAUUGUGUUGAAAACAUGCAGGCAGCACUGGCUUCAGCGUAUCAUCCUUACAUAUGUGUGCAUUUCAGCGGGAAGUGAUGGUGCGUGGAAAGGAAUGACAACUACGUGACCGGGUAUUACAAGUGCAGGUACAAACCCGUGUCGGAAACGUCUUGUUUUGCGCUGCAUCUCUAGGGAAGAUUGAUCAGUUUAAAUGGCAAGUUUAGCUUAGACCUUCUGGUCACUCAUUUACACAUCGCAGGACUAACUUUACUCAUGUAACUUGCACCUUUCUUCUAAUAGAAAACGUUAGUCGAAGUCCCUUCAUUUCAUAGUAACCUGAGAGAGAUGCUGGAAAGUCCCCUGAAGAGCAUUAUACUGAUUUUAGAAUUAGAUUGCUUGUGUUUUGUAAUUCUUUAAGGGAUAGACUGUAUUUAAUAGUGGGGGAGAAUUCUGCAUAAUAUAUUUCCAUGAAAAAUGUACUUUAUAUUUGUAGGACGAUGUACAUAUUUGAAAAUGGCCCAGAACCAUACAUGAAUCAUAUUUUUGGAAAUAAAUUUGUGAUGCAGCAGGGCUUUUGAUAAUCAGAAGUGAAUGUAUGAUAACUGUCCACACAGAAACCCAGUAGUUUCAAAAUGGUUUCAAAGGAAUAAAAAUUAAUCAUUCUCCUCCAGAAACACCUCUAACAUUCAGCUAAAAAAAAAAGAAAAAAAAAAAAAAACUUCACUCUGGUCUCAUUUUCAGUAUUCUUCAUAAUGUUCAAGUGGCCACGUGUGGUGCUCAUUUCUUAAUGAAGUGUCCUCACCGGACUGGGACAUAGAGGCUGUGGCGUCCAAUUUGGAAAAAACAAAUGCCAGUAUAAACAAUGUACAUUCGGACCAUUUUCAAAAGCAUAGAUGAAAUUGUAUUAUAUAUGGAUUCAUUCUGUAAAAAUUAAAAUGAACAAUCAAGUGGUCAAACUUGAUGUUAAAAGCAAUGGAAUUCAUGAAUGAGGCUUCUGAAAUUUGGAGAUAUUUACUGUAAUGUAAAAUAAUAAGCAGGUAGUGACCAUUGUUUUUCCACAUUCCAAAUAUCUGUACUCUGGAUUUCUCUAGACUCAUAAUAUGUUGUGAUAUGUUAGAUAGAUAAUGGUACCUAUUUAUUUUUUAAUGUCUUCACCUGCCUUUCUAACAAUUAAAGUCACAAAAAGAGCAAUAUUAUAAUCUCUCGCCCUGUCAGUAUGGACUAUUUUAAAGGGAUACCUGGACAGAUUAUGUAAAUUAUAUAAUUAAGAACUGAGGCUUGAAUUUUUGCUGCUAAAGUGUUUGCUGUGUCUCCAUUGAAGCAAAUGCUAAGAUUCACAUACACACACACUCAUUUGCAUAUGCUGUGUUUAAAGAUACACGCCUUUCUUUCAAGUGUUUAUUCCUGACUGAAUGUUAAUUUAUGCUACUUUAGACGAUUAAACCCCUAAUUGUAGGUACAGUAGGAGAAAAGCAUUUAGUCACGUUUGUAUGACUUGAGAAAGCUUCCUUAGGCUCUAAUUGUGCUGUGGUUUUAUUUUUUGUCACAAUUUAUUCGUUACAAAAUAAUAUAGCUGCUAAGUGUGUGAGUGUAUAUAUACAGUGUAUGUGUGUGUGUAUAUAUAAACAGCAAAAGAGCAAGUACUGUUUAGUGCUUUUGCGAGUUCUGUAAAACAGCAGAGCACAGGUGUGCGUGAACAUUUCCAUUCGCAUUCGUACCUCUCCAGUCCAGAUGCUUUGUCGCUUUGAUACCGUUUGACAUUAGUGAAGGAUAGAAAUUAAUUAUUGGUGCGUUUCUCAAGACGUAUAUCCUAAGAACUUCAUUUUUUUUAAAUGUAGACCUUGUU
Molecule: messenger RNA, 5364 nt
Organism: Scleropages formosus (Asian bonytongue)
Lineage: Eukaryota; Metazoa; Chordata; Actinopteri; Osteoglossiformes; Osteoglossidae
Gene: neurl1aa
Product: neuralized E3 ubiquitin protein ligase 1Aa
Exons: 6
Coding region: 131-1849 (572 amino acids)
Biological process (GO): negative regulation of Notch signaling pathway
Cellular component (GO): plasma membrane; postsynaptic density
Molecular function (GO): ubiquitin protein ligase activity
Source: RefSeq, a predicted model, not a curated record